AGGGACCAUCGAAAGCGGGGUUCGAGAUUUGCCACAGAUUUGCCCUCAGCUCUCCCACGUCGUGAAUCUCUCUCGAUUUCGCAGGGCUGUGCGCCGGCCGUCGAGCAAGAAAGAUGGCUUUUUGGCGUAGAUUCGGGAGCACCGGAUUUGACGGCUUCAUUUAUUGUUCAAAGAGAUGGCACUACGUACUCGCUGGCGGCGGAGCUCCAUCGGCCAAUGCUGUUGUUAGGUUACGAGGAUUUAGGACUUAUGAAGAAUCUUUCCAUGGCGGCGGUCCAAUGUUUUGCUACACGCACUUUAGAUAUUACGUUUCUUUGGGACAGGCCAAGCCAAAACCAAAAAUAGAAGGGAAGGGAGGGGAUUGGCGAAAACCUAAAGUGGAGGAUGAUGACGGGAUUCGGAUCAACGAAGGAAUCAAUGAACGUGAAGUGCGUCUUGUGACGGAUCAAGGGCAUAGAAUUGUUUCAAUACAGGAGGCACUUUAUCUGGCAAGGAAGCUUGAUCUUGACCUUGUCGAGGUUCAAAGAAAAGUGAAGGUUGAAGGUGGAGCACAGUCUCCUGUUUUCAAGCCAGCUGUUUGCAAGCUUAUGGACUACAGCAAGGAGAAGUACAAACAAGAUGUAAAGGAAAAGGAGCGUGCAAAGAGCAAAGCCACUAUUGCAUUGCGUAAUGGAGAGAACAAAGAGGUUCGCUUUAAAGCUAAGACUGAAUUAAAGGACCUGAAAAUUAAAGCGGAAUCGGUUAAGAGGUUGAUGGAACGUGGUUAUCGUGUGAAGUGUACUGCUAUGCCCACAGGUAAAGAUGAGGAAGAUCUGGGAGGCCUGCUAUUGAAUCUUCUAUCACUGAUAGAAGACAUAUCUGUUGUUGAAAGUGGCCCUCAUCUGGAUACAAAAAAUGCAUAUGUAAUUGUAAAACACAUCAAAUUUGCUUCUAAGAAAGGAAAGAAGGUCAGCAAAGCCAUGGAAACUGUUAGCAGUGUUCUGAGUACUCGUUCCAUUGCUGCAGCAGAUAACAACAGUGUCAGUGAAGAGGAAGAUGAUAUCCAGACUGAAGAAGAAUGGGAGGCUGUUGAAUCCGAUUCCGAAACUGAAACCAACGAACCAUCCAAACAAGUUGAAACAAAUACCCAAAAUCUUCCUCGUUCGCUCCCCACCCCGCCGCCAAAGGUGGUCGGCCAUGAUUUUGCUUCACUUACAGACAGAAUUAACAAAGCAGGUGGAACGAAUGCUGCUGGUUUUAGGCCCCCUCAGCCAGAUCCAUAUGUUGCUGAGACAAACCGAUAUAGCAGAGGAAGUAAUUCGACGUUCAAUCAGAUCAGACCGAAGAAUCGAGACCCUGUUUUUCGUGGAAACACGUCUAUUGGAAACAGACCAAGGAUUUCGGAACAUAGCAACAGACAUGAAAUUGAAGGUCGUGGUCUAUCGAAUCCGAAUGAUCGACCGGUUCGUAAUUCUGGUCCCGAUUCUUCGUCUUCUCGCAAUCAAGUUUUCCGAGACUCACAGAGUUCUUCGACUUCGAAUUAUGGAAUCUUUAGUGCUCCGAAAAUAAUUUCGUCUGAUGAUCGGAUGAAACAAAGAGAUGGAGCUAGAGAUGAUUCUAGUGGAGCAGCUUCGAGUCGUGUUGAUACUCGUAAGUCUAGUCAUUCGAGCCCACCUUCACCAAGGUUUGGAGUUUUUACCUCUACGAAAAAGGCCGGCUCUGGCGAUGGACGUGUGGGGGAUAAAAACUGAAUUAUAUGUUUCAGCCGGCUGUUUUUGAAUAAUCUAACGGUCAUGUGAAUUCAAAAACUGCGGGCACGCAGACCGGGGAUAUUGUAACCAGGGGUGGGUAGAGUAGGCAGUUAACCCGGUACCCUGGAGCAGAAUUGUUUCAAAAGAUGAAGUAUAGUCAUGGAGAUAAAUUUAAGAGGCAGGAGCUUCAUAUUUACUGAUGUUGAUUUGUAAGCUGUUAUUUUUUAUUUUAUUUUAUUUUUAAUGCUUCAUUGUGAAGCAUAACGAUGAUGAAGAGUGUUUAUUGGAUGUAUCUGAGGAUGUGAUAAAGCCGACCUUCAUUGAUGGCGAGGGUGUAAUAGAAAAUAGCACGAAAAUGAAACUUAUGAUGGUGGCAAUUUUGUACUGUAAGCAAUUGUGCAUUUCUUCACGUCUCUGACAAGCGUGGGAAAUU
This is a messenger RNA of Phalaenopsis equestris, 2163 nucleotides long. RefSeq lists its product as uncharacterized. Gene Ontology annotation, molecular function: translation initiation factor activity; ribosome binding. The record is from RefSeq and is a predicted model, not a curated record. NCBI's taxonomy places the organism in Eukaryota, Viridiplantae, Streptophyta, Magnoliopsida, Asparagales, Orchidaceae. The coding region runs from base 114 to 1730 and encodes 538 amino acids. Gene Ontology annotation, biological process: ribosome disassembly; translational initiation. The transcript has 8 exons.